Molecule: messenger RNA, 3791 nt
Organism: Python bivittatus (Burmese python)
Lineage: Eukaryota; Metazoa; Chordata; Lepidosauria; Squamata; Pythonidae
Gene: PPP1R1B
Product: protein phosphatase 1 regulatory inhibitor subunit 1B
Biological process (GO): intracellular signal transduction
Cellular component (GO): cytoplasm
Molecular function (GO): protein phosphatase inhibitor activity
Source: RefSeq, a predicted model, not a curated record
CCCAGCCGAGGGCUUCUUAGGAGCCAGAGCCCUGAUGCCUACCUGCCUCCUCGGGAGGACUCAAUAAUUCAGGCGGCGGCUGGCAAGGGGCCAAGCUCCCAUCCCCUCCCCUCCUCUCCCCCAUCCUGCCGCCUCCUCUUCGCUUGCCCUCCCAUCUCUACCUCCAGCCUUCCCUAGCGCAGCCAUGAAGGAGGGUUGAGUUCUGCCACCUUCAGUUGCCUUUCGCAGCGCGGGAAGUUGGCACCGGGCAGCGCCUGCUGCUAAGGCGAUCCUGGGGGGCUGAAAAGAGGCAAAGGGAGGGAAUCCAGAGCGGUGAGCUUUUCCUGCGGGAAGUAGGAGGCUGCCUGAACCUCGGACUCCGCGAUGGACCCCAAGGAGCGGAAGAAAAUUCAGUUUUCGGUGCCUGCGCCGCCCAGCCAGCUGGACCCCCGUGCAGUGGAAAUGAUCCGUCGUCGGAGACCAACCCCAGCUUUGCUUUUCCAGCUGUCAGAAACUUCCUCCCCUGAUGAAGCAUCCCCGUAUCAGAGAACUCUGGGUGAAGGCUACCACCUUAAAAACAAAAGAAAUGCACCCUGUGUCUACACCCCCCCUUCUCUUAAAGCUGUGCAACGCCUAGCACAAAGCCAUCUGGAAUCCAACAGUUCCUGGAUGGAUGAAGAGUAUGCUGAAGAUGUUGAGGAAGAGGAAGAAGAGGAAGAGGAGGAGGAGGAGGAAGAAGAAGCUCAGGAUUCAGAUGACACUGUUAGGGAGAUGACUGGCCUGUAUAAGCCAGGAGCAUCCCAGGGGCAGAAACAGCUGGGUCCAGCUUCCAAGGCAAGACUGCUAAGGCAAUGCACUGUCUUGGAAAAUAAGCCCAAGGAAUCUGAGCAUCCAGUCUACCCAGCUCUCUCCAAAUCACAGAAACGGAAAGGUGGGCAGAAAGUAUCCUUUGCAGGAUCUGUUGAGGAAGUCCCUACUGGACCAGAGAAGUCAGAAGGGGCUGAUGCCCCAGAACAGGAGACAAAUGUGAAGCUGGAAGAGGGAGACCCACCACUAACAGAUCAUGACAUGGAACAGAGUCACUCUAGUUGGGAAGAGAGACCUCCCUGUGCUGUUAAACUGGAAAACCGUUCUUCUCCACCCCCAAUCCACACUACCACCUAGCACUCAAGUGAAGUAUAGUUUUGAGAGAUAUCCUGUUGAUGGCAGUCUCUCAUUUUUCACAAGACCAGUUGGAUUAUUUCCUUUAACAACUAUUUUCUCUCUUAUUCUCUUUUCUGUUCUGAGUUUGUAUCUUAUUUGGCAGUGUUUGGUUAUGUUCAGUGAAUUAUUCAGUAGAAGAGUGAAGGGAGGGAAGGUGAAUGGAAAGCUGUCUAGAAAUGAACCUUCAUGUUCAAAGGCAAAAUAUCUCUGAUAGCCUGUUGUUGUGGACAUGUGACAGGAUGGCUAUUUUUAUUGUGCCUUGCCUAUAGAUUUCUCUGCAGGGGGGAAGGAGGGGGCAUCCACACAGCCACUGUCUGACCUGCAACACUGGGCUAGAUGCUCAUUUGGUGGAAGCUAGCAUGAUCAUUCUUUUUUAAUGUUUCUGCUCACCCAUCCAGACCUGAGGAUUUUAUGAAUGUGGUUUGUAAGAUUAAUAAUUAUCUUAUCCAAGGAAAUCAGAUUGCUGGGGUGCUUCCAGACACAUAGCGGCUUGUUCUAGUAAUCCAAAAGUAUUAUAUUACUAUGUUAAUUUUCAUUAUUUAAAAAAAAAUGAAAACUCUUGUGUGUUGGGGGGAGGGAGAAACAGAAGAGAAUGUUAUAACUGGAAAGCAAUGUCCUCUGUAAACCAUGUAAAAUGUCAUCAAGGAGGUUGAUUACACAAUAAAUUCCUUGUCUGGCAGCACUUCUUAUCUGAAAGUAUUGCCAUUUGAUUUCUGAAAACCAGAUUUGAAAAUGCUCAGGUAUUUCAGCAACUAGCACUUGUAGGUGGAUUCAGAUGAAUAACCUAAAGGGAGAUCUUUAACCUCUGUCUCCCACAUCCAGUGUUCCAUUCAAUGCUCAGAAAGCUACAAUUCAAGAUCCAAUCACUUUGUAUAGUUGAACCUGCUCUCUCUCUCGCUCUCUCCGCCACACCCUUCCCCCUGUAUAUUGGGCAAUGCCUUUCCAUGUUUGCUCUAUUAAAGCUUUGUAAAUAAAUACUGUGUUUAAAGAGUAUUUUAUGGAGGGAACAGCCACCAACCAGAGUUUAAGCCAGUUCUUCCUUAGUGCAUCAGCCAGGACAUACAGAAGGAAAAGUUUCACAACUUUGUGGUGUUGACUUUCUGUAAAUAAUCUCUAAGUCAGUGUUUCCCAAUCAGAACAACUUUGAGGUGAGUGGACUUCAAGUCCCAGAAUUCCCCAGCCAGUAUAUAGGUAUGUAAGGUAUGUAAAAACAUUAGGACAAAUUUGGGAGGGUGGGAAGGAUGGAUCCAUUAUGAUUCCCCCAAUGUUCAUCUCCAGCAAAACCUUUAUUUUGGCUUCCAAAAAGCAGCCCAACCAAACCACCUGUCAAAUAUUCAAGACUGGGCUUUUUGUAGUAAAGAAAUCAAGUGGGUGCUUAAAAACAUCAACAACAGUUGGCUUGCUUAUAUGUUCAUUUAUAUGUUACUUCAACUUCUAUGCUGCUUCAGUCUGCAUGACUUUAAAGUGCAGUUAGUAGAGCUGUUACAAUCUACUUCUCCUCUCUGCAUGGUUUUUUUUAUACAGAGUCUGAGAUCCAGUUCAGUGCCCUUCAAAUGUACUGUAUAAUUCCCUGCAGUCAGUAUCUAUCUAUAUGGGGCAUCAAGUCAGAGACAAUUUAAUGAAACUAUGAGGUAAGACAUGUCUAUCGAUCUCAAGGAAAUGGAACACGUUCUUUGUGAUCCUAGCUCUGCCACCUGUGGGCAUCUCCCUCAUGAAAGCAGCCAGGAAGGUGAUGCAAGGCUAGUUUCAAGCUGUGGUGAAUACUUCUUUGGGAGAGGGGGGUGAUAUCACUUGCCCUGAAGGAAGCAAUAAUGCACCCACUCCUUAAGAAGCCAUCCUCUGACCAGCUGUUUUGGGUAACUAUCAGGCUGCCUCCAACCUUCCCUUUCUUGGAAAGGUGGUUGAGAAGGUAGUGGGCCAGUAGUUAUAGAGAGCGCUAGAUGAAGCAGGUUAUCCAGACCCUUUUUAAUUAGGAUUCAGGCCUGGGUAAAGGACUAAGACUGUACUGGUUGCUGUUGUGGAUAACUUUUGGUGUGACCUAUAAGGAGGAGUGCCACCCUCCUGGCUGACCUCCAUGACCCUUGAUACCAUCAGUCAUGGUAUCCUACUGGACUGUCUAUGAGAGUUGCAAAUUGGUGGCCUUCAGAUUCUAGAUUAAAUGCAUAUUUGACUCUGGAUGGGGUUGUGCACCCCCAUACAGAAUAGGUGUGCAAUAUGGAAUUCUGAACUCACAGCUCCUGCUGGAAAUGAAGGUGGCAGUUAUGGCCAGGAAGCUUUUGCACAGGCUCAGUUUGUGUUCCAGUUGCAGAUAAUCACUCAUGUCCUUGUCAUUUCACAUCUUCAUUCAUUUCACAUCUCCCUUCUCUGAAACAACUUAACCCUAGAAACAGGGAGAAUUCCAUUGUCUGUUAGAAUUUUAGGGAGCUAUUAAAACCUGGUUCUUCCAAAGAGUUUGGGAUAUGCAAGUAUUGUUCUGAGAUUAAGAGGAGGCACCACAAAAAUUGAUGGCAAAAGUUAUAAUUGUGAUACAUUUAUACUACUGAUUUUGUGGUAGUUUGAUUAUUAUUAUUUUUAGACUGAAUUAUCAAAAGUGAAAAUUGGUUAGCCCU